This is a messenger RNA of Miscanthus lutarioriparius, 2187 nucleotides long. The record is from the annotation of a GenBank genome assembly. NCBI's taxonomy places the organism in Eukaryota, Viridiplantae, Streptophyta, Magnoliopsida, Poales, Poaceae.
AUGGACAUGGAGCGAUGUAGGAUAUGGUGGCCAUGCCAGGAGCUGCAGCUCAAGCAUAAGCCCUUCUCACCGAGGCUCGUCCUGUUCGGAUGGUUCUUUAGCAGUGCUGGUUCUAUCGACAUCGUCAUCGCUGCAGUUGUGCCCCAAGUUCACAUCCUGUGCUCUUUUGCCACACUCGACACCCUCCAGACCAUCGUCCUUUCCUCAAAUAAAAGGAUGCCAGUAAGCCUGCAAGAAUCUGCUGCAUUUACCAUUCUCGGGGAUUGUGGCCGACACCCCCCUACAGGGUUAGAAGAAUACUGCUUUAAUAAAUUAGAGCAGCUGCCCUUGGAUGCAAACUUUGUUCAGAAAGAACAUUUUGGUACAAGAAGAAACAAUGCCAUGAUUGGAUCAGUUGGGAAUGGGGAUCAGGGUCCAAGUUAUGACCAUAGAAGAUGGGGAUGUGAUUGUUGUGUGUUGGAUGGUUUUCUGGAUGCUUGCAGAAAGUCUGCAGUCAAAGAGGGCAGUUGGAUGCACUUGUAUUGGAAGUUUGGAAAGAACUUUAAGAGCAACCUGAAUCAAGUUCCAGUUCUUCACCAUUUGUAUCUUGAUGGCCAACAGAUUGAAAACAAUCGUUGCCACGUCAUACCAUAUGAGGUUCCGACCAUUGGCAGAAACCAUUUCUCACUGGGUUUGGAUGCACCUCGCAAGUUGAAUGUUUCUUUCAAAAAACCAAAUUGGAUAAAUGAUCUACAAAAGCAACCAGCAUUUCUUGAUUUGGAUUCAAUUGUUUUGGCGCUUAAUUGUUCAAAUGCAGCUAGACUGCCAGACACUCAGGAAUGUUCUACCACGAGCUCUGGAGCUUAUUUCAUCUUUGCAUCUGUUUCAAGUAACAUGGCACUGUGUGGGGAUAUCUUUUGCUUCAGCAUCAACUAUUCUCUACAUCAUGAUUCUAAUGUUCUAGAAAUCUGUCAAAUUCUCUACUGGCCAAUUGUCCUCCAAGAUGCUUCCCUAAGCUCCACUGUGAAUGUUGAAUAUGCACACAAAGCUGCAAUUCGGAAGCAUGCUUUUUGGUCAAGUAUCAUUGUGGAUCUCCUGAUGGGUUUUGUCCUUGGAGCAGCAUUCUUGUUAAAUACGGAGACUAUUUGUAUUUGGACUAUUGCUCUCGUCCACCACAUGACAGAAGCAAUCUUGAGAUCCGGUUGUGUGUGGCUGAUGGGUGUUCCAGCUGGUUUUAAGCUGAAUACAGAGUUAGCAGAGCUCUUAGGCAUGAUUUCUCUUAAUGCAGUUCAAAUUUACUCUACCCUUUGGUUCUUUGUGGGAGGCUACCUGAGGCAUAUAAUUCAAGGCAUUGCAGUCUCUGGAAUUAUUUUAGGUCUGACAGCUCCAGUUUCAUUCUUUAUUGACAUUAUCCAGCUUGCUACGUUGCAUGUUACCAUGCUUCACUGGUUAAUCUCAUCGCUAUAUUCAGGACAAAUUCAGACAGUAGCAUCAUUGUGGCGUCUUUUCAGAGGGCGCAAAUGGAAUCCUCUUAGGCAGAGGUUAGAUAGUUAUGACUACACAGUUGAACAGCACGUGGUUGGUUCCCUGCUGUUUACACCAGUCCUACUUCUUAUACCUACAACUUCUGUAUUCUAUGUAUUCUUCUCUAUCUUGACAACAACGGUUAUCUGGGUCUGUGUGAUGCUGGAAAUUGUCAUCGCUGUAAUCCAAUCCACUCCUUAUGCUGAGUUAACUCUAUGGGUGAUGAGGAGGCACAGAUUUCCUGCUGGGUUAUUUUUCCUUCAUGUGCCAUCAAGUGGACAUACUUCUGAAGAUGGCAACCUAUCAGCGCAUCCAAUCGGAUGUUGCAAUGAAAGGAGAAAGGAGGAUCUCAUCGACAAACUAUCAGAAUCAUUAGUUUCAGAACUUCAUUGCAGCUAUGGCACUCUGGUUCAAGUAAUCAGAUCAAAUUACGAGAGAGUUUUCAACAGGACUGGUUACUCAUUUUGCAAACAAUUGGCAUAUGGGAUCCUUCGUAGUGAAAGGGUGCCUUCAUCGCUGCAUCUGCAGCCGUCUCCCUCAUUUCCCUGGAUGAACAUUGAUGUUACAGAGUAUUGGAUGCAGUGCUAUGUUUGUGUCCUUCAGUGUGCACCAAAGAGUUUUGAUUUACAGUUUGGAUUUACGAACAAGACCUCACCAAUUGCUGAUGUUUUCAGAGAUCCAUGA